Molecule: messenger RNA, 7003 nt
Organism: Boleophthalmus pectinirostris (great blue-spotted mudskipper)
Lineage: Eukaryota; Metazoa; Chordata; Actinopteri; Gobiiformes; Gobiidae
Product: rapamycin-insensitive companion of mTOR-like
Biological process (GO): positive regulation of phosphatidylinositol 3-kinase/protein kinase B signal transduction; TORC2 signaling
Cellular component (GO): TORC2 complex
Molecular function (GO): protein serine/threonine kinase activator activity
Source: RefSeq, a predicted model, not a curated record
UUGAUCCUUUAGUAUCUAAGCUAUAGGCUUUAACUGCGACUACAUGAAUGCAUAUUUUAAUAAUUAUUAUGUUCCAUACAUUUAACUUAUAGUACUGUUCAAAUACUGAUACUAAAGUAAUACAAAUAAUACAAUUCAAAUAUUGGGCAAACUCAUCAUGAGGUCCAUCAAACGUCAAACCAUCCGAUUCUCGCGAUAUUCCACGAAGUUUCCGGUGUUGUGUAUGUUCCUGGAAACAUGGCGGCCAGCUUCCGCGGCCGUCCUAUCCGGAGUCUUCGGAUGCGAGGUCGGAAUGACAGCGGGGAAGAAAACGUACCGCUGGAUCUGACCAGAGAACCAUCUGAAAAUUUCCGGGAAAUUGUCCAAAAUGUGGCCAAACCACAUGGAGUCAGUAACAUGCGUAAACUGGGCCACCUGAACAAUUUUAUAAAGCUGCUAUGCAGUGUAGGCCACCAAGAGGAGAAGUUUGGAUUUACAUAUGAAGAAAUCAUAGUUUGUUUACGUCUUGCUCUGCUAAAUGAGGCUAAAGAGGUCAGAGCUGCAGGAUUGCGGGCACUACGGUACCUUAUUAAAGACACAAACGUCUUGCAAAAGGUCCUUAGACUACAGGUGGAUUAUUUAAUCUCCAGAUGCAUUGACAUCCAACAGAGCAAUGAAGGAGAAAGGACUCAGGCUUUGAGACUAGUUCGAAAGAUCAUCACUGUCAACGCAAUGCUCUUUCCCACCUCCAUUGCAAACUCUCUAAUCGCUGUGGGCACUGAUGGUCUACAGGAACGUGACCGCAUGGUUCGUGCAGCCAUUGCAAUUGUGUGUGAACUUGCUCUAAAAAACCCAGAAGUGGUGGCCAAACGGGCGCGUCUGAGCACCAUCUUGAAGAGUGUCAUUGAUUGUCAGCUAAGUCGCAUUAAUGAAGCUUUGAUCACCACCAUCCUUCAUCUUCUCAAUCACCCGCACACGCGCCAGUUUGUGCGGGUGGAUGUAGAGCUCGAGCAAAUCCUUGCACCUUUCACUGAUUUCCACUACCGGCAUAAUGCUGACACAGCUGAGGGACAGCUCAAGGAGGAUCGAGAGUCACGUUUUUUGUCAAGUCGGAUGGCAAUUGUAGCUGCUUUUCGCUCGUGGUCUGGGAUUAUCAACCUAUGCAAGGCUGGGAAUUCUGGUAUCCAAUCUUUAAUUGGCUUACUCUGCAUACCAAAUAUGGAGGUUAGGAAAGGGUUGUUGGAGGUCUUGUAUGAGAUCUUUAGACUCCCUGUGCCCAUUGUAACGCACGACUUUACUGAAGCUCUUCUUAGUGUUGACCCUGCCAGGUUCCAGGACACAUGGAGACUGUCGGAUGGCUUUGUAGCUGCAGAAGCCAAAGUCAUUUUACCACAUCGGGCACGCUCUAGGCCAGAUCUUAUGGACAACUAUUUGGCUUUUGUUCUGUCAGCUUUCAUCACAAAUGGACUGUUAGAGGGUAUUGUUGAAGUUGUGACCAGUAGUGAUGACCAGCUCGCUGUGAGAGCAACUAUACUUUUGGGAGAGCUUCUACACAUGGCAAACACCAUCCUUCCUCAUUCUCACAGUCACCACUUGCACUGCCUGCCCACUCUCAUUAACAUGGCGGCCUCGUUUGAUAUUUCUCAAGAAAAACGACUUCGUGCAAGUGCAGCUGUCAAUAACCUGAAACGUUUCCAUGAGAAGAAGAAAAAAGGUCUGAAGCCCUACAGUCUGUACUUGGAUCACAUCAUCCGAAAAUCAGUUUCCUCUCAAAACCGCAGAGAGUCUCAUUCACGGCCACAGCGAGACAUUUAUGUUAUUAAGGACACAGAAGAAGCACUUAUGAUGAACUUGAGAGACAGUCAAAUACUCAACCAUAAGCAAAACCUUGAAUGGAACUGGCUGCUCAUCGCCACAAUUCUUAAGUGGCCACACGUAAACCUCAGGAACAAUAAAGACGAACAAAUGCACAGGUUUGUGCGGAGGCUGCUGUAUUUCUAUAAACCUAGCAGUAAGUUGUAUGCAGGCCUAGCCCUGGAUCACAUGAAGGCCAGGCAACUCACUGUGGUUGGCUGUCAGUUCAUCGAGUUCCUCAUGGAUUCUGAUGAGGAUGGGCAGGGUUACCUUGAGGACCUGGUCAGGGACAUGGUUUUGUGGCUCUCCUCGUCUUCCGGCCUGAAGCCUGAGCGCUCCCUUCAGAGUAAUGGCCUGCUCACCACACUCAGCCAACACUACUUCCUGUUCCUCGGGACGCUCUCGGCACAUCUACAAGGCGUCAAACUGCUGGAGAAAUGUGGCCUGUUUCAGUGCCUGCUGAAUAUGUGCUCGGUAAAGAACCAGGAUGCUGUGCUGAAACUCGCUGUGACGACUUUGGACUACAGUACAGAUGGUCUUGCCAGAGUGAUCCUGUCCAAGAUUCUCACCGCUGCUACUGAUACGUGCCGGCUGUAUGCCACCAAACACCUGCGUGUGCUGCUGAGGGCGGGAGUGGACUUCUUUAGCAGUUGGGGCAUGGAGUUGCUGGUCACCCAGCUCCACGAUCACAGCAAAGCUGUUUCAAUGGAGGCUCUGGACAUCCUGGAUGAAGCCUGCGAGGACAAGGCUAAUCUUCAUGCUCUCAUUCAUCUAAAACCAGCCCUGUCUCACUUGGGAGACAAAGGCCUUCUGUUGCUCCUCAGGUUUCUUUCCAUACCUAAAGGAUUUUCUUACCUCAAUGAGAGAGGCUAUGUCAGCAAACAGCUGGAUAAAUGGCAAAAGGAAUACAAUCUUAAGUAUGUGGAUUUGAUAGAAGAGCAACUAAAUGAAGCACUAACAACUUACCGAAAACCUGUUGAUGGCGACAACUACGUCAGACGCAGCAACCAAAGGUUACAAAGACCAAAUGUUUAUCUACCUGUGCACUUGUACGGUCAACUUGUCCACGAUAAGACGGGCUGUCAUCUUUUGGAAGCUCAGAGUGUAGUUCCUGACCUCAGCUACACGGUCCGCUCCCCGAUGCUGGACACCUGGGAGGGUAUCAAACAGCUGAAGGCUGCUCUUUGGGCUCUGGGCAACAUUGGAUCUUCAAACUGGGGUCUGAAUCUUCUGCAGGAGGAGAAUGUCAUUCCGGACAUCCUUGCAUUGGCGCAACACUGUGAAGUCUUGUCAGUCAGAGGCACCUGCAUCUAUGUGCUGGGUGUCAUUUCUAAGACCAGGCAGGGCUGUGAGGUGCUCAAACAGUUUGGGUGGGAUGCAGUGAGACAUAGUCGUCGGACGCUGUGGCCUGUUACUCCGGACGAGGUGGGGACACAGUUGACGUCUGAACUCUCAUCGGUACCGAGCACUCUCAGUCUGAACUCAGAGUCUACCAGCUCACGGCACAACAGUGAGAGCGAAUCUCAUCCAAACAUGUACAUCUUGGACGAUGACAAGUGUGACAUUUUUGACCAAUCAGAUGAGAGUUGUUAUAUCUCACACUCCAAACCAGUGAAGGACCGCAGUCCCUUCACCAUUCUGGCAUCAUCACGUUUUGUUCGAACACGCUUCCUGAACUCUCUGUCUCUUCCCAGUAAAAAAAUACGCUCCACUAGUGACCCUAAAACGCCCUCAGGGUCCCGCACGCCAACUGAGCUCAAGAACAUGAGGAGAAACCGGACAGUUACUGAGCCAUCUGUGUACAGCCCAAACCAGAGUGAUGUCUUCACCCCAGUAUUUAAUGGCAGAGGGAUGCCCAAGAGCCCCACUGUGAGCCUGGAGACUUCCUUUGUUGGGACCAGGGGUGGCUCUGAUGAGCAGCUGACAGAUGGGCGAUUAGUGAGGAGCGGGGUCUCUGGUUUGGGACUGAGUGGUCUUGCACAUGGAGCUCCAGAGCACCACAUGAGGGAGCGAGAGCAGACCAGCCGAGAGCGGCUGGCGGGGGAUGGCGGCUCCACUACAGGGGGUAAUGUGGGGGGAGGUGGUACUCAAUUUAAGAGUCGCAGUCAGAGCUUUAACACGGACACUACGACCAGUGGCAUCAGCUCCAUGAGCUCCAGCCCCUCCAGAGAGACUGUGGGAACCCCGAGCAUCGAACCUGAGCCAGACUCCUCAGACUGUGUCAGCCUCAAUACUGUUGUCUCAGCCAAAACAGUCAAAACUCUGUCCUCCUUCACCCCACAGGCACAGACAAAUCACAUGACCACAUCCAAGUCCUCCACUGUGUCUCUCGUACCACCAGGCUCCUCACACACUCUCCCGCGGCGCGCCCAGUCUCUGAAAUCCCCCUCAGUCACCACCAUCAAGAGUCUAGCUGACUGCAGCUUCAUGUACACCAGUCCCAGAGAUGCUCUCGGCUAUGCCACACUCAAGAGACUGCAGCAGCAGAGGAUACACCCCUCUCUAUCUCACAGUGAAGCUCUGGCGUCUCCCGCUAAAGAUGUCCUGUUCACAGACACCAUCACCAUGAAGACCGGCAGCCUGGACUCUAGACUCACACCUCGCAGUCUCUCCCCCCGGAUCCUCUCACGCUCCUCUCCUCUUGGCCUGCCUAGGUUUUUGAAAGCACUGAGCUUUGCUUCUCUGGAUAAAGAGGAACUACUCAGUCCCAUCAACCAAAGCACCUUGCAUCGCUGUUCUUCUGUGCGCUCCAUGGUGUCUAGUGCCACUUAUGGGUGUAAUGAUGAUUACGUCGGCCUGGCAUUACCCAUGGACAUAAAUGAUAUGUUCCACAUUCGCGACUCGGCAUACUUUCAGCAGAGAAUCAGUCCCCCAUCUGAGGAGAGAAAACGCUUCCUCUUCGGGGAUGGAGACGGUAUAGUUUUUCCUCCUUCAGUUUGAGUAAAAGAAGAAAACUUGGUCCUGUCACUCAAUGCAAAUUAUAUUUUUGAUUUAGGUGAACGCACAAUUCCCCUGUUAAAGCAGCAGUUUAGUAUUUCUGAGCUCAUGGCGAGUCGAGGCGAGAACCAGAACCACCUGUUUGAUUCCGAAGAGACCGGACUCCAGGACCACUCUGAAGACAACUGUCUCUACUGUGUAGGAUCCAGUGUUCUGGGCUACUGCACUCAGCCCCAGCUCAACACACACCCUCGGACAGAAUACGUGGACUUCCAGUCAUGGGGCGGUCAGACAGGACAUCGUCUGGAGGUGAUGCCUCAGUCCAAGUUUUCAGGAGUCUCCGGCUGCAGUGAUGCUGCUGUUUCCCAAGGCUCCAUCUGUGGCACUCCCACUCCCACUGACAUUGUUAUUGAUGGAAAGACAAUAUCUGAGGACGGGCCUGCCUCCAGAGUCCUGCUGAGGAAAGAAGUGCUUCGCCUCAUAAUCAACCUCAGCUCCUCAGUGGGAACCAAAGGCCAUGAAACAGGACUACUGACGAUAAAGGAAAAGUUCCCUUAUGCUUUUGAUGACAUCUGCCUGUACUCUGAGGUUUCUCACCUUUUGGCUCACUGUAUGUUUCGCCUGACCUCCAGACGCUUCAUACAAGAACUCUUCCAGGAUGUGCAAUUCAUGCCCAUGUAUGAGGAAGCAGAAGCGAUCCUGACAAAGCAACCAAAACCUGUAGAAGACGAUAUGGACCUGGCUUCUGAAUCCUGAUCCUCUCCUGUUUGUCCACAGCCCCAGUCCUGCCAGUUACUAAACUCAAACCCAGUUCAAACUUGGCUGAAAGCAUGAAAAUGAUCUAAUUUAAAGGAAGCAUUUUCUGUUGUUCAAAUGGAUCACUGUGGCCACAUGGAAAGGAGAAGUUUAUGUAUUACCUUCAAGCAAACUAGUGCUUCAAACUAAGUCACUAUCUGGAAACUAGAUGCAUGCCUAAUGCUGUUUCAGACUUGAUUUGGAGACUUGAUGGUUUCUAUUAUAAAAGAACCAAAAACUGAUGGGAUGGCAUACUCCAGCAACUCGUGCAGUUACAUCUACAUAAUGCUAAACAACCUAGCUGGACCAUUAUGACAAAAGACUGUGUUUUAAGAUGGCCUCAUUUUAUCUCUCUGCUGAGAGGGUGUUUACUGUAAUGAAAUGAAUAAGGCAUGUCUUUGUGUCUAUACCCUGUGAUUUCCUCCAGACCCUCAUUUUAUUCUAUUGAAACAAAACACUACCACGGGUCUUGCCGUUUUUAAACUCCCCCUCUUAUUACCUUUGCUCUGUUAUAGCCAAUGCGUUGCUUUCACCUCAUACAACUUCUACAACCUAAAGCCUCUUUCUCAUCCACACAAACCGCCAAGUACUUCUCUUCUCAGACAAUCAGCAAUUGGUAUAUUUUUUUCUAUCUAGUACAUGAAGACAAUAGCACGUUAUUUAAUACUAGUUAGUUUUGGCUAUUCCUUCUUCUUGCAUAGGACCUAUUGUGUUGUAAGUAAGCUUUGCAGUUUUGGGACAUCUCAGGAGGUGGCUAUAUAAUAGUGUCUGAUCUUUGUUUGGUUGUAUAACUCAUUACCUAUUAAGUACUCUGCUCAUGAACUACCUGUGUCCAAUGGAUAUCCCACUUUAAGCCUAUGUACCUCUGCUUCACUCCCUCUGCAUGUGCAACUAGCAUGGCCAAACUCAACGCCACCUCAAUGUUUUUUCCUCUUGUAAGACUUUAACGAAAAAGGUUGCCAUUACAUGCUGCCAUAACAUUGUAGGAAUUUAGGUACCCCCCAGAUCUUUUUUCACAAUGCAAUAGUGCUAAGGAUGGGGACUGGGAAGACUUAUAAAAUAACAUUAGGUUAGGUUUCCAUGGAAACAGGAAUGGCUGUUUCCAUUGGCUUGUGUUUUUGCUCUAAUGCUGCUAUAAAAAAGUUUCAAAAAAGAAAAAAAGAAAUUGUAGAGAGAUGAUUUGUAGAUCAGCUGAGUGACUUCAGAUCCGAUCUAUUUAUUGUAUGUCUGUACCAUAGAGUGAGCUCAACCAGAGAUGAAAAGUUAUUUAUAUUUUUCCUCAAGACUGUAUUAUAAUUUAAAAGGGUUUUGUUUCUUUUUUGCCUGAAUCGUGGUUUCCCUUGUAUAAUGUGUACAGUAUGUUUUGGGGCAUUGACCUAAAGAAACAUACAAUCCUAAAGGGAUGCAUUGUUAAUAAUAAAACAUAAAUGAAAUACCA